Molecule: messenger RNA, 2377 nt
Organism: Bufo bufo (common toad)
Lineage: Eukaryota; Metazoa; Chordata; Amphibia; Anura; Bufonidae
Product: sialic acid-binding Ig-like lectin 14
Exons: 13
Coding region: 243-1895 (550 amino acids)
Source: RefSeq, a predicted model, not a curated record
ACACAAGCAAGGAGCGAGUCCCUGCCCUGUCAUUGCAGAUAUGAGCAGAUAAGCUAUGGGACAAUACAGUUUUCUGUAUAUAGAAUAGGGAAAUGAUGGAAAGGAGAAGUUAAUAAGAGAGAUAAGAAGAUUUGGACGACCGGACUAAAGAACACAAACAGAAGUGAAGAGAGUCGAAGCUAUAAUCCUUACAACCAAAGGUUCAUCUCAGUAUCAAGAGGAGGCAGGUAAAGCUCAGCAGCAUGCUGGUCAGUCUUGUGGUUCUCCUCCCUCUUUUCUGGAAAGGUAUCACCGGCCAGAAUUCUCUCUAUACUAUUGAAGUGAAUUCCAGUGUCAGUGUACAGGAGGGUCUCUGCAUCACGAUUCCUUGUAAAUUCACUGCUGACGGUAAAAGUACAUUCACAGAUCCCUUUGUUUACUGGAAACGUUCUGGUUCUAACGAUGUCGUAGCCACUAAUAAUAAUCCAGAUACUGUGCAAACAAACUUCCAUCUGACGGGAAACCCAGAUUCUGGGGACUGCACCCUGACAUUAUCUAAUACCGCAGAAGGCGAUGCGGGGACAUAUUACUUUAGAUUUGAAGGCAACAAAGGCAACGGUCCGAAUUUUAGUUAUAGUAGAGCACCAACCACUAUCACUGUGACAGGUCUCACAGAAGAACCGGUGAUCUCAGAUAUUGGGACAGUGAUUGCUGGAGUAAAUAAGACAUUGACCUGUGCUCCUCCUGGGAACUGCUCUGCCACAUCCUUACAUUUCCAAUGGAAGAAGAGUAAUGUGACUGGUACCUGGAAGACUUCAUCUACAAUAACAUUUACCCCAUCUACAGAUGAUGACCAGAAAACCAUCACAUGUCAGAUGACUAAUGCCAAGGGAACGACAACUCAAAAAACCAUUCUCCUUCAUGUCUACAGUCCCUUAAACAUUACAAUCACAUGGAACAUUUCUGGAAAGAAAAAAAAUAAACCAGAUCCUAUAAAAGUGGAUGAAGGUUCAUCAAUGACAUUGACCUGCUUAGUGGAAAGUAUCCUAACACUUGAUGUGACCUGGACGGAUAAUAAGAACAACAUUCUUCAGCGUGGAACUGGAAAGGAGUUAGAGCUAAAACUAGAAAACAUCAUGAUGACCCAGGCCGGAAUCUACACUUGCACAGCCGAGAAUGAAUAUGUGAAAAAAAGUGCAAAUAUCAACAUAACUGUACAAUACUCACCUAGAAAUAUGAAAAUCACUAUUAUGUCAUCCAAAGGUGGAGAACGUCCAUCUGGUAAACCAGUGGUUAUUGAUCCAACUGAGACGCUGACCCUUGUCUGCAAUGUUGAUGCUAACCCAAAUGCUACUGUGGUCUGGGUAAAGGGGGAAGUAGAUACAGAAUCACCCAAAACAAAUAACAGUGGAUCAUCAGCAAUGAUAAACGUGACAUUAUCAACCUCUGACGUCUACAGAUGCCUGGCGUGGAAUGCAAUUGGGUUGAUAGAACGACGGAUUCAAGUUGGAGAAAAACCUGCUGAUUUGGGGACAGUAACUGAACCAACAACCCUUGGUUCAGUUUUAUACCGAGAUGUAGCGAUUGCCUUCAUAUGUGGAAUGAGUAUUGUUUUGUUAAUCCUUCUGCUGUACAAAUUAAUUCAAAGGAAAACAAUAACCAAAAAGAAGACCUAUCUGAGAACAGAAGAACCGUCUACCAGUGCAGAACUACCGACAGAUGAUAUAUACAUGAACGUCAGCAGACCUGAACAGAAAGCUGAGGAGGCCAAAGACAACGAUAAACCGCUGGACUCAAGUGAGGUCACAUCGGAUCAGGAAGACCUGCACUAUUCCACGCUCGCUUUUACUGCUAAACCCAUCAAAGUGGCUUCAAGUCAGCCCGAAACAGAAUACGCUGAAAUACAAGUGAAAUAGACUGAACGUAGGAGGAGGCUGUUUAAUCCUAUUAUGUUCAGUGGAAUCUGUAUAAUUAUCUAAACUGAUACAUGAUUAUAAUCAGCUGAUACAGCAUUUCCUCUGCUUUGGUAACUCAUUUAACUGCCUACUAAAUGUACUUACAUACGGGGCUGGACUUACCUGUAGGCACCUGCCUAUAGGAAGUCCUGAGGAAUGUGAGGCUGAUAUAAAAUAGACAUACACAACCACAUCUGAACUUUCUACAUCUACAUGUAAAUGACGUUCAAAUUGUUCAUUAGGUGACACAGUGCUGUAGGAAUGACAGGAGGACCUACAGGUAGGGACCGUAAUGAUAUGACAGUCUCUUUUCCUCCUGGACUGCUGCCCAAACCAGGUUUCUUGAGGCAUCAUGGUUUAUACACAUUUGCAUUAAAAAGGCUAGUUCUGGCAGUGUUAGGGGUGUUCCUAUGAGUGGGGGUUAAACAUUGGAUUUUGGAUUU